Messenger RNA from Danaus chrysippus (African queen), 474 nucleotides. NCBI's taxonomy places the organism in Eukaryota, Metazoa, Arthropoda, Insecta, Lepidoptera, Nymphalidae. The record is from the annotation of a GenBank genome assembly.
AUGCCUCGGAGAAUUCAUACUUCGAAAAGACAAAGCGGGUUUCAACAGAGAAAAGCCAAAAAGGCUAAAAUGGAUCAAAUUCAGAGCGUGUCUGGAUCUCUUUUCAAAUCUGUCACAAAGGCAGAUAGUGGCCAAAGUUCAAGUAAUGUACCCGAGUCUCCUGCUGACGAAAGUAAUGAUUCACAUCUUGAAGACUCACAUUCAGAUAGCAACAGCGACAAUACGGAAUCAUUGAAGACAGCUCAUAUCCUGGACGGAACCAAAUCAAAUAAUGAAAAUGACACCGUUAAUGCUAUUUUUGGAGACAGCAUUAGCUUCGAAGAAUCAGUGAAACACUUGAGGGAUGUUUCACAAUCAAUUUACCGGUUCCCAAUAAAAAAGGGCAGUGACCAUUUCCAGAACAGACAAGGACCGUUCCCUACUGUAUUUCGUCUGGUUCAAAGAUUAAAGCAUCUUUCACAGAAACAAAUAUAA